This is a messenger RNA of Entamoeba invadens IP1, 1125 nucleotides long. RefSeq lists its product as hypothetical. The record is from RefSeq and is a predicted model, not a curated record. The coding region runs from base 1 to 1125 and encodes 374 amino acids. NCBI's taxonomy places the organism in Eukaryota, Evosea, Mastigamoebida, Endamoebidae. The transcript has a single exon.
AUGCGAAGAAACAAAGACAAGACGUCUCCGUUUGUGUCAAGUGUUAAAAACAUUACAGACACGAACGACAACGAGUUGCACUUUUUGUCGGACAAACAAACCGACAAGUUCAACAAAAAGUUCCAAUUCAGCGAAUACUUGGCAAGGAAGUACAGAUGCAGCAUGAACAAUAUAUUCCACAUUGGGAAGCUAUAUAUUGGGACCCGGCAUCUGUGUUUCUUACCUUCGAAGUUUAUUGGGAAGAGCGCGACAGUGGUGAGUUGGAGCGAAUUGACUGAUGUUGUCAAAGUGUCAUCAAGAUGUAUUGAAAUACAUACAGACGACAACCACACAAUGGUUUUACUAACAAACACUAAGACAGAAAGGAUCUUUCACGACAUGGUACUCUUCUGGCAAAGGCGAAGUAUUUUCAACGAAAAGCAAAGGGAAGUGAAAGACGAGAGCUCCGAGUUAACCGAUAAAAACUCGGAAAAGAAGGAGACACAACGACUGUUCACAGAGGUCCCGGAGAUGGUGCUUACAUCUAAGAAGUUUUCAAAAGCACCAAACGACCUGUUUAUGUUGAUAUUCAGUAAUUGCGAAGUGCUCAAAACAUUCCACGAAAAAAUUGGACAAAAGGACUUCAAGUGUUCGGGUUGGAAAAAUGACUCAAAACAUGGAAAGACGAUCGAGUUGAACUACAAAGGCGUUUCGAGUGUUGUUGGUGUCGAGACUCGAGUGAACGAAAAGUGGCAGUUUGUCACAACAGAAAAGGGAAUAGAAAUUUGGAUGGUGAUUUCGGUGUUUGAUAUUCCUUACGCGAGCUACUUCAAAGUUGAAAGUGUCAUGAAACUGGAGACGUGCGAUGGUGGGUGUACAGCAACAGUGCUUCUCAGGGUCAGAUUUGUCAAGUCGACGAUUUGGAAAACAAAAAUCGAGUCUACCACAAUCAAUGAGUACGUCAGUAAAUACAAAAAUUGGAUGAAGUUCAUCGCAGCUGAACUCGGCGAUGAAAAAGCCAUCGAAGAAACUAAAAUGGAUGUUAAAGCCGAAAACGCACACAUCUCUUAUUUUUACAUCAUGUUCUUGGCUAUUAUUCUCGCUUUGAUAAUCCUAGCAGCAGUUUGGUAUUUCUUGAGAAAGUAA